GGGAUAUCCUCAUCAUGCAAGGACAGUCCUCGUCGUCGUCAUCAUCGUCCAGUCAUAAACGGAGGAGAGGGGGAGAUGGGAAGAAGGAUGAUGAUGAUCAUCAGCACCAGCAUUCGGGAAAUUCGGAUGAUAUGCGCGCGGCAUUCGAGAGAGCUCGAGUGGAGAGUAGACGAGCCUAUCUUGAUAAACGUGAGGCUGAUAUUGAGCUCCUCCGGAAGAAACAAUUCCGCGCCUUGGAUGAUGUGUAUUCGACGGGGGCAGCGGAUAAGCGCAUACGAGGUGAAUUGGAACAGGAUAGGUAUCUGUACGAUCAAGCCUUGCAUAAUAAGGCCCUGAGAGGGAAGGACUUGACUGGAAAUUAUAUGAUGCCGGACGUCCAAGAUGAGUUCGAGCAGAAGAAGGGGCAGUUGAGUCAGAGAGAGCAACGAGUGCAGGCUCUUACCCGGGCUAGGUAUGAUGAUGAUGUUGAUAAGUAUGAGAAAAGCGAACAACAGUUGCUUGAGGAGAAGCAGAUGCAUGCAGGCACGUUUAGGGUGGGGACUGUUCGGGACGAGGGUAAGAAGGAAGAGGAGGAUCCUUAUCAGCUUAUAUUGGAUAAUCAGAUCAAGUUCGUAGAGUCUGAGAUUCAUGGAGGGGAUAUGAGCAGUGUGAAGCUUGAGGGGAGUAAGAAGGAGAAAUUGGCUAAGGUGAAAUACCUCAAGACCGAGUCCGGCGGCGUUGUCAAGAUGGAGGAUGGGGAGGUGGCGAAGAGUGCUUUGCAGAGGAUGUCGGCCAAGGAGAAGGCGGCCCUCAUAGCUGAAGCCCGCAGAGUGAAGCUCCAACACGACAGACGGUCAUUGCCGAUUUUCAAGUAUCGCGAUGAUUUGAUCGACGCUGUGAAGAAGUAUCCGGUCCUGGUCUUGGUGGGUGAGACGGGCUCUGGCAAGACUACGCAGAUGCCGCAGUACUUGCACGAGGCUGGCUAUACGAAGUUUGGUAAAAUUGGCUGUACUCAGCCGAGGCGUGUCGCUGCUAUGUCGGUCGCUGCUCGAGUGAGCGACGAGAUGGGCGUUAAACUCGGGCAUGAGGUGGGAUACAGUAUCAGGUUCGAGGAUAAGACCUCUGACUCUACCAUUAUCAAGUAUAUGACUGAUGGCAUGCUCCUCCGUGAAUUCCUGGGCGAACCGGAUUUGGCUUCAUAUAGUGUUAUGAUCAUUGACGAGGCUCAUGAACGUACCCUGCAUACUGAUAUACUGUUCGGGUUGGUGAAGGAUCUGCUCGCCUUCAGAAAGGACUUUAAGGUGAUUAUCUCGUCGGCUACGAUAGAUGCCCAGAAGUUCAGCAUGUAUUUUGAGAAUGCUCCCAUAUUCAAUGUACCUGGACGGAGGUAUCCUGUCACUAUUCAUUACACUAUAGCGCCUGAGGCUAACUACAUNNNNGAGCUCAGAUACUUCUUUAACGCGGCACGACUGAAUAAGAAUGGUUCGUACCGAACGGUGAAGAGUCCGCAUACUGUUGAGAUUCAUCCGAUGAGCGCCAUGUUUAAGAAGGCCGCCCAGGUUGUUAUAUAUAAUGAACUGGUACUGACUACAAAGGAGUUCAUGCGUAACGUUAUUCAAGUACUGCCUGAAGAGCUGAUGGAGGCUAGCCCGGAGUAUUACAAGGCUGAAGACUUUGGUGGGCAGAAGAACAUCAAGGGAAUCCCCAAGAUGGCAAAUGCCACUGCAGUGAGCCGGACAUAA
Perkinsus marinus ATCC 50983 is the source of this 1721-nucleotide messenger RNA. Its product is annotated as ATP-dependent RNA helicase, putative. The transcript is spliced from 16 exons. Gene Ontology annotation, cellular component: intracellular anatomical structure; catalytic step 2 spliceosome. Bases 15 to 1721 code for a protein of 568 amino acids. Lineage: Eukaryota; Perkinsozoa; Perkinsida; Perkinsidae. The record is from RefSeq and is a predicted model, not a curated record. Gene Ontology annotation, molecular function: ATP hydrolysis activity; RNA binding.